UCUCAGGGUGUCAUUCUGGCAGUUCGCUGUGCCAUGGACGUUCGUACGCGUCCAAUCCAUGAAGGCGUCCAACAAAGUUCGAAAAUAACUUGACCCGCUCCUGGAAACUUCGAGCACUUGCAAACUCAAUUGACCGUGGCGUGACAGGACUAUAAACAGGGCGUACCCUCUUGCAUGAAUUAUUAACCAAUAUGGCCCUCAAUAAACAACAAUACGAAGCACUACCCGGGAAAGACGGUGGAGAACGUGUUAUGGCGAGUGAAGGGAAACCAGUUGUCAGCCAGCCGGCCAAACUCUCGGCCACAGAGGAGUAUGUACUCAACCUAGAUCCAGCCACAGUAUCCGGCUGGUCGGCAGAGGAGGUUAACCAACAGUUUCUUGAGCGUGCUGGAUUGGGUUAUAUGGCAGAACAGUUUUAUGCAAACAAGAUCAAUGGUAAAUGCCUCAUGCUUUUGAACGAGGGUCACCUUCAUGAACUUGGGAUAACAUGUCUUGGAGACAGAAUUUAUCUGACAGAGCUAAUUGGAUUGUUAAAGAAGAAAAAGAGAGAAGCUGAACUCAGUGCCGCCAAGUGGUCUGGAAUGACGCCUGCUCCUGGCAUUGCUUACAAAGAAGACUGCGGAGAAUGCUGCGUGGCAUACUUCUGCCCAUGCUGCUUAGCAAAGACCUACUGGCGUGUGACAGGGCAAGGCGUGUUUUACAAGCGAGAACCACCCUGUGGAUUGUGGAUGGAGGUUCGAACGGAGUACAUGGAUUAUAGGUUCUUCAAGGAUCUGGAAUUGAAGACAACUCGCAAAUGCUUGUGCUGCUGUACAGCCACAGAGCUGGAGAUGUAUGUUGACGACCAUGAUGCUAGUGGUGCCCAGAAGGAGGGGGAGCCUCCUAACCCAGGUGCAUUCCAUCCUCAUGUGCUGCGUCAUCCUGAAGCACCUCAAGUCGAACAGAUAAUCAGAAAUUCCUGGAACAAAGUCAGAUUAGUUGCAGAGUAGAUACUUUGCAUCAAUGAUUGAUAAAUUGGUGUAAGGUUUACCCUGCUGGGUCCCCUUAAUUGAUUUCAUGGAAUAUAUGUUUUAUAGUCUGAAGUAGGUAAAUUUAUUAGGCUUUAGUAAAGAAGUCAUACCCAAUUUAGUUUUUGUACUUAACAUUUAUUUUACUUUGAAUCCAUAGUGUCAUCAAUUCAGUGUGACAUUUAGAAUAUUGGACUUGGGUUUGAUCCGCACCCAGGGUCAUUGUGUUUUGUUCUUGAUCUUUCUCCACUCAGUUCAUAUCUAAUGGGUUUAUCUGCACAAUAAACUGUGUUAAACCUUGGCACUGAUUAUUACUCCUCCAGCUCGUUUGUACCGCAAAAGACCUGAAGUAACCUUUUCUAAAUAAUGUUGCUAAUUUAGAGAGGUGCUAUUACAAAUUCUUUGGUUUCCUUUGUGUGGCUUGGUAAGGAGUAAGGUCAUACAUAGACUUGUAAAUGGCAGCUGUUGGGGCGACUUUUAGUUCAACUUCAUAUACUGUUAUAGUCUCUUUUACGCCUAGCGAACAAUUAUGUAGAUCAGAGUCUGUCAAUUAUCAUCAUAUCUUCUUGAUUAAAUGCCAAAUGGAUGGCAAGUGAAUGUUGGACAUGUUUACGUUUCAAACUUACCCGUGCAAACCCUGCAUUUUGUUGUAACCUGGCAUUUAUUUGGGGUGUGGUAUUGAAUCAAGAAGAUGUGGUAGAGACAUAUUGGUUUACUUCAUUUUGUGCUGAGAAAUGGAGAAUGCAUAAGUUAGCUAAAACUUUGAUUCACAUGCCAGUGACGAUAGAAAUGUAAUCAGGGGCACAUGUGCUAUACGUGUAUUGGCUUGUGGUGUGGGUUGAUAUUUUUCAAGUUGCACAUAGAUUGGAUUAAUACCUGGUUUUGACAAGAGAGGCAUGUGAAAAUAAGCAAAACUUUUCUUUGGAAAUUGAAUUAUUUUUGACUACAAAUAGCAAUGGCUACCUAUGGAAUUUUCCCUUCAUUUGUUUCGUGAACCACAGUACCAAAUAAUGCAAUCUACUAGUUCUCCCAUGCUUGAGAGACUGACACAAAUGUCAUUAAUCCAAUCGGAAUUUGAGCCUCUGAAUCAAGACUUAUCUUGAAUAUCGAUCUCUUCAUUUUGAAGGGCAGAAGUUUGGAGCAAAGAAUGAAAUCAAAUCUCCAUAAAUGAAUUCAUUAUUUUAUUAUUGGGUAGAAUGUUGGACUGGUUUUGACAGGAAGCCCUUUCAAGCUUAAAUUUAGGAUGACAGGAAUGUUACUGGAUUUGAUUUGGUCCCUUUACUCUUAUAUUUAAUGUUUGUACUGUAUGAAGUGAUGUAUCUUUUUUCCUGCUUCUGAAGUCUUUUGUUAGAACAACUAUGAUCAGAAAGGAGUUCUAUAAUGAUUGGCAAAAAACAUCUGUCAAAAAUGGUUUUAUUUUUUGUUGUAUAUCUCUUUAGUACACAGAAUUUGCCACAACAGAGUAUUAAAGUUCAGAAGUGUCUUACUGGGCUCAGACAUCGGUAAGGGGGCACACUGAGAGGAAAAACAAAACAAAACAAAACAGUGAGAGUCCCUCGUAUGAAUCUGGAAAA
Molecule: messenger RNA, 2581 nt
Organism: Orbicella faveolata
Lineage: Eukaryota; Metazoa; Cnidaria; Anthozoa; Scleractinia; Merulinidae
Molecular function (GO): protein binding
Source: RefSeq, a predicted model, not a curated record